AUUCCAUCAGUUACCAGAAUUCGAUCAUGGGAAGCGUAGCUGUCGUAGAAAGCUUGCAGGCCAUAAUGAGCGUCGUAGGAAGCCGCCAGCUGCACCCUUGCUAUCACGCAAAGGGCAGAUUUUAUCAUUCUUACAUGGCGAUAAUAGCAAAGCAAGUUGCUCUGCCUUGGACUUGGGAUUCUCUAAAUUCCUGGGGGAGUCGAUCAAAGGUGUCCGGCCAGAAAUCAGUUGUGGGAUUUGUGGAAAUAGUCGAGCUGCAAUAGACCAUCAAUGGCAGGAAGACUUCAGCAGCACCCAAGUUUCCAUGCCACCAUGGUCUCCAGGGAGAGCCCUCUUCUCUUCAUUGGGGGAGGUUCUACAAGGUGAAGAGUACUUCACAGGAGUCUCAGAGUCUAGCUGUGCUCUCUCUCUUCUGUCAUCCCAGACAUGGGGCGCAACCUUCCCUGCCAGAACCCAAGCAGCUUCCUGCUUCAAUAGACCUCAAACCCCACAAACCACUAUUUUGAAUAGCUACAUGAAUGCCAAUUCAUGGAGUGUCAAAGACCAUUAUGGUAGCGAAAGUGGUGGCAGCGGCAGUAGCAGUAGCAGAUCAUAUCCAGUUCGUAAUGUCAUGGAACUUGACCGCUCACAGUUCGCCCGUGAGCUUGAACAGUCCGGCUUCCAUGCUGGCACACACAAUAUGGAACUUGAUCAUGGUAGGCGCCAUGGGAAUUUACAUGGUGGGAUUCACUGGUCUAUCUAGGUGGCAUCAUUCAUUAAUGAUACUGCUGGUUUUUUUUUGUUAUUUGGCUAAUUAUUGGUUGGGUUUUGGAAUUAAAUAUUAUUAACUUAUUUGUGAUAUUUCGUGAUGCGUGGUGUUUUCAGGGGUGGUGAUUGUUUAAAAUCUUUGAUGAAGGUAGCAAUGUAGUCAG
Messenger RNA from Phalaenopsis equestris, 911 nucleotides. RefSeq names its product squamosa promoter-binding-like protein 17. The record is from RefSeq and is a predicted model, not a curated record. Gene Ontology annotation, cellular component: nucleus. Lineage: Eukaryota; Viridiplantae; Streptophyta; Magnoliopsida; Asparagales; Orchidaceae. The transcript has 2 exons. The annotation marks the transcript as partial. Gene Ontology annotation, molecular function: DNA binding.